CUUGUCUAGAUAACUUAUAUAGCAAGUGUGGAUCCGGCUUUAUAAAUGUCAAUUCAAACAUUUUGCCUCUCUGCUUAACAUCAACGGAUUCCUAUUUGCUGUCGCUUUCCCUGCUGCGCACCUCCACAAUUGUCAUCACCUUUUAGGUUAACCCAGCAAUUUUAAAGUUUUCCCCAAGUUUCACCGAUUUAAACCCCAAAUGGCUGACCACAAACCCUUGUUUCGUGACCUGGACGGGGACGACGCCGACCCGGAAGCCACCAUAGUCGAAUCGUUGUGCAUGAAUUGCCAAAAAGAUGGCCAAACCAGGUUGCUGCUGACGAAAAUUCCCUUCUACAAGGAGGUGGUGAUCAUGUCGUUCACUUGCGAGCAUUGCGGCUACCAAAACAACGAAAUCCAGUCGAGCAGCGUUAUUCCGGAAAAGGGGGUCAAAAUCACCCUGACAGUGGCUAGCAAAGAGGACCUGAACAGACAGCUGGUUAAGAGCGACCACACCAGCACUCAAAUACCGGAGUUGAGCUUUGAAGUGCCGUCACAAAGCCAGAAAGGAGAAAUAACUACGGUGGAAGGUCUACUAAACCGCGCUAUUUCUGGCUUGGAACAAGACCAGCCUGCUAGGAGGGAGCAGCAUCUGGAAGUAGCCAAACAGAUUGAUGCAUUUAUUCGCUCCCUACAAGAGCUUAAGGAGCUGGACAAACCAUUCACUCUGAUUUUAGAAGACAUCAGUGGCAACAGUUUCAUCGAAAACUUGAGCGCCCCCAAAAGCGACCCGCAGUGCACUUACGAAUAUUUCCGGAGAAGUCCUGAACAGGAUCGCGAAUUAGGGAUUUUCUCUCACGAGGAAGUGACUGGGGAAAAGUCAAUUUUGCACCCGAUUAAGGAGGGCGAGUUCACUCUUGAGGACAUUGAGAGCGAAGUCCUGCGCUUUGCCACUAAUUGCUCCAAUUGCGGAGCACCGUGUGAGACCAACAUGAAGAUGACCAACAUCCCCCAUUUCAAGGAAGUGGUUAUUAUGGCCACUAGUUGUGAUGCCUGCGGUAUCAGGACUAACGAAGUGAAGUCAGGGGCGGGAGUUGAGCCCCAGGGGGUGCACAUUGAGGUGGAAGUGAGGCGCAAAGAGGACCUAACCAGGGAUGUUUUAAAGUCCGACACUUGCGACUUGGAAAUUCCGCAGCUCGAGCUUACAGUCGGCCCCCAUGCUUUAGGGGGCCGAUUCACUACCAUUGAAGGCUUGAUUACAGCGAUGAAGGACCAGCUGAACGAUCCUGCAACGUCACACAUUUUCGGCGAUUCCAAGCAAGAUAAAACUAAGCAACAAUUUGAGCAGUUCCUGAGCAAACUGGAUGACAUUCUGGAAAAUAAAGUGGUGGCCACGGUAGUUCUAGACGAUCCCUGCGGGAACAGCUACAUUCAGAGCAUGAAAGAUGGCGAUGAGACCGACGAUCAACUGAAGAUCACUCACUACGAAAGGACAUUUGAGCAAAAUGAAGAACUAGGACUCAACGACAUGCACACGGAGAACUACACGAAUUCAUAGAAAUAAUAAAAGCCACGAGGCAAAAGCGAAAA
Molecule: messenger RNA, 1569 nt
Organism: Dendroctonus ponderosae (mountain pine beetle)
Lineage: Eukaryota; Metazoa; Arthropoda; Insecta; Coleoptera; Curculionidae
Gene: Zpr1
Product: zinc finger protein ZPR1
Exons: 7
Coding region: 200-1537 (445 amino acids)
Cellular component (GO): nucleus; cytoplasm
Molecular function (GO): zinc ion binding
Source: RefSeq, a predicted model, not a curated record